UCCCUAACAUUCUCUCUCUUUGAUCAAACAAAACACACAAAAAGUGUCAAAUUAAACUACAUUUUCUUUUAUACUAGAACAUAUAAAAAAUCAUAUUAGGUCACCAUCAAAAAUUGGUGGGGUGGUGGUGGUAUAGAUGAUUAACCUGCCAUAGCCACCAUUUUUUCCGCCUCCCAAAUCUUUUACAAUGAUCUUUUUCUUCUUCAUCAAGAGAUAAGGUGAUAGAAAAUAUAUAUACUCCACUACUCAUAAUUGUUUUUUGUACAAGGAAAAAAAAAUAGUUUCAUUUUUCAUAUAUAGGUACUUUGAUAGAGGGAGUACAUUCUCAUUUGCAUAUAUUUUUUUUGAAACCCUAUAUUCUCUCUAGCUCCUCAUUUUUUUUCCUCUUCAGGAAGAGAAUAUUUUUUUCCUUCAUAGUUUCUACUUUUCAUACAUUAGUUGGGAUCUGAUCAUAUUAUUUUUUUGGGGAGAGGACCAUGAGAAAGGUUUAUUGCUUUUGUGAAAGUUAAAAAAGAGUUCGAUUCCCGAGGAAGAAUUGCUUCUCUUUUUGUCUACUAGCUUUCUAAAGUUGAAUGAGAGUUUAUAAUUCUACUACUACAUCUUUUUACACAGUGACUACUUUGAUUGAUCUGAAGCAGAUCUGUGGAACAACAACUCUAGAGGAUCAUUGUAGUUAUCAAAGGUUUUGAUUUUGUGGAUCAACAAAAUUAAAAGACAUGAAUUCUUUUACACAUGUUCCUCCAGGUUUUCGAUUCCACCCUACGGAUGAGGAAUUAGUUGAUUAUUACCUCAGGAAAAAGAUUGCAUCAAAAAGAAUUGAUCUUGAUGUCAUUAAGGAAAUUGACCUUUAUAAAAUUGAGCCAUGGGAUCUUCAAGAAUUGUGCAGGAUAGGAAGUGAGGACCCAAGUGAAUGGUACUUCUUUAGUCAUAAAGACAAGAAGUAUCCAACAGGAACUAGAACAAAUAGAGCUACAAAAGCAGGAUUUUGGAAAGCAACUGGAAGAGACAAGGCUAUUUAUCGUAAGCAUUGUUUGAUUGGAAUGAGAAAGACAUUGGUAUUUUAUAAAGGAAGAGCACCAAAUGGACAAAAAUCUGAUUAUAUAAUGCAUGAGUACAGACUUGAAACCAAUGAGAAUGGGACUCAGGAAGAAGGAUGGGCAGUGUGUAGAGUAUUCAAGAAAAAACUAGCAACAUCAAUAAGGGGAGAAGGAGAACAAUAUCAACAGGAGUCACUAUGUUGGUACAACAAUGAGCAAUUAGUCUCCAAUUUCAUCCCUGAUUUUGACUCUCCACGACGUAACAAUUUUCCAAAUAUUCCAUAUAAUACUACUCCUUCAUACCAUCACCAAUUACCCUACACCAAUAUGCAGCCUCAUAAUAAUGAUGCAUUAUUUCUCCAACUCCCUCAAUUGGAGUCUCCAAAAAUCCCUCAAUCCUAUCAUGGAAUCAACCAAAUUAAUAUAGAACAGCCCAAUUCAAUUUACAACAACUAUGAUAAUCAAGCAGUGGAUCAAGUGACCGAUUGGCGAGUACUCGAUAAAUUUGUUGCAUCUCAACUAAGUCAACAAGAUGGCAGUGCUGCUGCUUGCUCCAGCUCUCCAGCUUCUCAUGAACAACAAAUGAAUUUGCUUCAAGAUGAUAGUAUUAAUAAGGGGACAGAAAUGGCUUCAUCAGAAAUUGCCUCAUUAUCUGCUUCAAGUUCACAACUUGAUCAUCUAUGGAAGUAAUAUAAUGCUCUAAAUAUUUACUACUAAUCAUAGAAAAUAUAUGUUGAUGAAUGGAUUUGAUAUAUGUACUUAAUUGCCUCAGUUUCUGUACAUAAUAAAACUCAAAUGGUGAUGUAUUAGUGGUUUAAAAAAAUUGUACUGGUUUAUAAGACAAUGAAACUCGUAUUUAAGAAAAUCGAACCAAAAAAUAUAUAUAGAGGACCUCUAAUGCGUAUAUAUUUA
Messenger RNA from Capsicum annuum, 1949 nucleotides. Its product is annotated as NAC domain-containing protein 26. NCBI's taxonomy places the organism in Eukaryota, Viridiplantae, Streptophyta, Magnoliopsida, Solanales, Solanaceae. Gene Ontology annotation, molecular function: DNA binding. Gene Ontology annotation, biological process: regulation of DNA-templated transcription. The transcript is spliced from 4 exons. The coding region runs from base 717 to 1727 and encodes 336 amino acids. The record is from RefSeq and is a predicted model, not a curated record.